This is a messenger RNA of Cydia pomonella (codling moth), 1031 nucleotides long. It is a transcript of the gene ATPsynC, whose product is annotated as ATP synthase lipid-binding protein, mitochondrial. The record is from RefSeq and is a predicted model, not a curated record. NCBI's taxonomy places the organism in Eukaryota, Metazoa, Arthropoda, Insecta, Lepidoptera, Tortricidae. Gene Ontology annotation, molecular function: proton transmembrane transporter activity. The transcript is spliced from 4 exons. Gene Ontology annotation, biological process: proton motive force-driven ATP synthesis; proton transmembrane transport. The coding region runs from base 169 to 564 and encodes 131 amino acids.
AGUUGGCUAAACGUCACGUACUGCGCUGACCUCAAACGUUUCAUCCAAUAGGAGUGCGCGAUAUAUACUCUGUUUCACUUUACCACUCCGAAAUUGAACAUUCCAAAGGCCGGUCUCCUCCUUCGCGGUGUUCUUUGUUGUCGCUCGCCGCACCUAAACCAAUACAAAAUGCUGUCUGCCGCUAGAUUGAUCGCCCCUGCUGCCAGGUCUGCUAUCUUCAGCAACACAGCGCUGGUCCGACCACUGGCUGCUGUCCCAUCCCAGACACAGAUUGUGCCCGCUGCCCCCGCCCAGCUCUCAGCAGUCCGCUCCUUCCAGACCACAGCAGUCUCGAAAGACAUUGACUCUGCUGCCAAAUUCAUCGGUGCUGGUGCCGCGACAGUCGGAGUAGCAGGCUCUGGUGCUGGUAUUGGAACGGUGUUCGGCUCCCUGAUCAUCGGCUACGCCAGGAACCCAUCCCUCAAGCAGCAGCUGUUCUCAUACGCCAUCCUGGGUUUCGCCCUGUCUGAGGCUAUGGGUCUCUUCUGUCUUAUGAUGGCGUUCCUGCUGCUGUUCGCUUUCUAAGCCGUUUACUUUAUAAGAACACUACAACUGCCACCAAACUGAAGAGGUUUCAAGUGUAAUAUCUUUUAGGGGUCGGCCAUGGAAUCGAAUGUGUGGAAACCUCACCCUCAUAGUGAUGCAAGGACUGAAAUAAUGUGUUACACUUGUCAGUGCGCGUCAUCAGGAAUGCAAUUAUUUAAUUAUGUAGUAUAAAUGAAAAUGUGCAAAUAAAAUGUUGUACGUAAACAUUAACUUGGAUGCUGCAAUUAUUUCUAUUCCUGAUUUUUGGUAGACUGUUUCUCUGAAUCAUGUUAUUCAUAUAUCUCGAGUUUAAUGUUGAGAAGUCGAUGCUAAAUUUACUAAGCCAGUGAAUGCGUGUAUGCGUGUACGAAUUUUCAUCGACUUUAUAAAUGCGUUAUCCUGUUCGAGAAUGUCAGCAAUAUGUAUUGUACAUUUUUAGGGCGAUUAAAUGAUACUAAACACUCCCA